Messenger RNA from Gaeumannomyces tritici R3-111a-1, 905 nucleotides. RefSeq lists its product as hypothetical. The coding region runs from base 203 to 739 and encodes 178 amino acids. The transcript has 4 exons. Gene Ontology annotation, cellular component: nucleus. The record is from RefSeq and is a predicted model, not a curated record. NCBI's taxonomy places the organism in Eukaryota, Fungi, Ascomycota, Sordariomycetes, Magnaporthales, Magnaporthaceae.
AUGGGAUUUCUGCAGCGAAAAGAAUCUUUGCAGCGAACAGCGGCGACCUUGCUGGAUAUCGAUUAUCAAGUAGCUAUUGCAAUCGCGUGACAUCUCGAAGUGCUCCGCGUUAGACAGGACUGAUCCCAUCCACUUGGUUGCUCGUCUCAAUCCGCCAACUCAGACCACACGCAGGCUCUCGGAAGUCAUCUCGCCCGCCAAAAUGGCCAAAACCCUGGAGAAGACUCGCAAGCAGAUUUCCAAGAAGCGAAAUGGGGUCAUGGAUAAUCUGCACCAGAACUCCCGCAACGCCAAGCGGCUUCACAAGGCCCAGGUAAGGGACGACAGGCUUGAAAAGCUCGCCCAGGCCAGGAAGAAGGGUGACCAGCCUCUACUAUCUCGGGUGACUUUUUUCAGGGAUGCUGUCCAGGCGAGCAGUCUACCCAAGCCCCUUACAAUGGAGGCCGUGCAAGAUAUCGUGAAGAAGUUUGUGCACCAGUACGAUGAAGAGUACGCCGAGAUCAAAAGCGCCCGCCGUCCUGGCAGGGGUGCCAGCUCCAGAGAGGAAGUACUCAAGGUGAACAUGGUCACACUCGAGAAGGAGCAUAAAAACGGCUUCUAUAUGCCCGAUCUCACAAGCGAGGAAAAUCUUGCCGCGUUGGACAGGUGGGAGGGAUCCUGGGCCUACCUCGCGAGCCUAGCGUGGGUCAAAGUGACUGCUGAUGGCGAAACCAGGACAGCCAGUUUCCCUCCCAUCUAAAGUGGGUGAUGCCAGAACUGGCACUUGGCGGGCUAGACGAACUCGUAUGUCACGAAUGAUACCCAACGGGCUAAGGCCUGAUAAGAGAACUUGGAACAGAUCUUUCUAUUAUCUCGUCGACUGUUUUGAUCAUCCCAUUGUGAAUAUGAGCCCGAAGCCUGGCUGG